GAGGAGUCGGCUUCAGGCUCUCGGGAAGCCUCGGCCGGAACAGGGGCAUCGGACACCCGGUAGGAAAGAAGGACUUCCGGUUGGUGAACGGGCAGGCGAGGUGCCCACUCAGGAACUCACCGAUUCCGUUCUGUUCCUCGCUAGGCUUUGACGACUUCAACCUCUCGAUCCACACGGACAUGGCGUCGGUCACCAAGGCCAUGGCGUCCCCGGAGUCCGGCCUGGAAGUCCGCGACCGCAUGUGGCUGAAGAUCACCAUCCCGGAUGCUUUUCUAGGUUCGGACGUGGUGGACUGGCUCUACCACCACGUGGAAGGCUUCCAGGACCGCCGCGAAGCCCGCAAGUACGCCAGCAACCUCCUGAAGGCCGGCUUCAUCCGCCACACCGUGAACAAGAUCACCUUCUCCGAGCAGUGCUACUACAUCUUCGGCGACUUCAGCAGCUGCGAGAACUAUAUGGCCAACCUCUCGCUGAACGACAACGACGGAUCCAGUGGGGCGUCCGACCAGGACACGCUGGCACCUCUGCCUCUGCCAGGGGCCACCCCUUGGCCGCUGAUGCCAACUUUUCCCUACCAGUAUCCGGCCCCCCACCCGUACAGCCCCCAGCCUCCACCCUACCACGAGCUCUCCUCCUACAGCUACGGGGUGGGAAGUGCUGGCAGCCAGCAGAGCGAAGGCAGCCGCAGUAGCGGCUCGAACCGAAGCGACGGGGGCGGCCGAGGGGCCGGGCGACCCAAGGAGGAGAAGCCAGGGGCGGAUUCGAAAUCCGGCAGCGGCAGCGAGUCAGAAUACUCCAUCCGCAGCGGCAGCCAGCGCGGGGGGGCGGCGUUGGUGCCCGGCGGGGAGGGCUCCUCGCAGCGCAGCCAGCACAGCCUGGGGGGCGUCAGCGUGCGCUCCCACCCCUCCCUCCACAGCGCCUACGCGGCCCCCGGCGGAGUGCCCUUGACCUACAAACCGAUGAUGGUGAUGAUGGUGCCUCCUCCUCCUCCCCCUCCUCUUCCUCCCCCCACCAUACAGCCUCCGGGCGCACCUCCGGUGCGGGAUCUGGGCUCAGUGCCCCCCGAGCUGACCGCCAGCCGGCAGUCCUUCCACAUGGCCAUGGGGAACCCCAGCGAGUUCUUUGUGGACGUGAUGUGAUGGGGGACGGACACGGGCUCCGCUUCUCCCCCCCCCCCAAUACCAUCCAUUCCCACCCAAAACCCGCCACCUUGAAUGAUCCAGCCUCUUUUGGGGAGAGGGGUGUCCCUCCCCAAAGGAUGGACCACAAACCCUCCCGGUCCCAGAGCGACCCACUGACCCUUUGGCCCAAACGGGCUGCUCACAGCAACGAGUCGAUCCCUGCGGGGCCGCGAGACACUCCCUCCGGGCUGCCUCACACUCCGUCUCGCCUUCCGCUCCGGGGAUCGCUGGCCAAGCGGCUUUUUCAGGAUCGGCCGUGACUCAGGUCUUCCUCCGACGUUCGUGCCUUGCUAUGCUGAGACAGGGAGGCUCAGCGUUCUCCCACCAGCCUUGAAAAAAAAAAAUCACCUCGUCUUCCGGGGGUCGGGGGGCCGAACCCACCUCCGUCCCUCGUCCGAGUUAUCUUUCUUUUUUUCCCUCCCCCCUUUCCGAGAUUUGGCUUCUGAAGUAGGGGGGUUGCUUCCUUUUCCCUUCCCUUCCUUUGGGUGGUUUGCAAAGGGGGGGGGGUCCUUCCUGCUUCUCUGCCAGGCGAGGUCCAAAAAGUCAAAAUGGCCGAAACAAUGGUACGCAAUUCCCAAUUCCGACCUCGUCCCCGCGGUGGGCACCUCCUCGUCUUGACGGUACUUUCCCGGCCUUCUCCUCGAAGGCGUCUCCGAGCCGGUAACAAUGAAGGGGUCUUUUUUUUUUUUAAUUGUUCUGUGUUUGUUUUAUUUUUUAUUAAGAAAAUGUUUUUUAUAGAUUGUUUUUCAUUCACUUUUUUGGAGGAGGGGGGGGCGUGUUAAUUCCCCGUCCUUUAAACGUGUAUAGGGUAUCUUGUCCCAAGUUGUAUUUUUAACACUACAGCCCGUCCUGUUUUUGAAUUGAGGGGAGGGGGGGGUGUCUUUAUUUCUUUCCUAACUUCAUUUUGAUCCCCUCUUUUGUAUCUUCGGGGGGAGGGGGGGUCACACCCCAAAUGCCACCCUUGAGGCUUGAUUUUCUAGCUUUUCCGUUAAUGUCUCCUCGCCUUCUUUCCUGGGGAGCCUUGGGGGGGCUGAAGGAAAACCCCAGAAGUUACAGAUAAGUGAACUUGGGGUAGACUAUGGGGGGGGGGGCUUUAAGCAGCACCCCCUAUCUUACACACCAGCAUAAUCCUCUCUCGUUGCGAAAAAGCCACAAACUUUCAGGUUAUUUUGUCUCCAAAUUGUCUCCAUGUGGGGGGGUAUAUUGGGGUUUUGAGCCCCCCCAGAGGCUUCUGGAGACCCCCUUCCUGCUCCCCUUUAAGGGGGCGUCCGUCUCCCCACAAAACGGACCGAAUUCUCCCGCUCCCAGCCAUUGGCUUGAUACGGCAGAAUUGGGGAGCGUGCAAACAGCAGAAAGUGGGGUUGAUUUUUGUGCCUGUCCCUUCUCUUCCCCCCCAAAAAAAGAAUCUGCCUCAAUUCAUUUCUCUCCCUCUCCCCCCCCAAAAAAACAGGGUGCAGACUCUGUAUACCAUGGUGCUAUUUUGCCCCGAGCCCACCAAGGGUGUCUUAGAGCGAUGUUUCUCGCCAGCUUGG
Molecule: messenger RNA, 2713 nt
Organism: Thamnophis sirtalis
Lineage: Eukaryota; Metazoa; Chordata; Lepidosauria; Squamata; Natricidae
Source: RefSeq, a predicted model, not a curated record